This is a messenger RNA of Magallana angulata, 4563 nucleotides long. Its product is annotated as calcium-transporting ATPase type 2C member 1-like. Bases 160 to 2898 code for a protein of 912 amino acids. The record is from RefSeq and is a predicted model, not a curated record. The transcript has 23 exons. Gene Ontology annotation, molecular function: ATP binding; ATP hydrolysis activity; P-type calcium transporter activity. Gene Ontology annotation, cellular component: Golgi membrane; endoplasmic reticulum; plasma membrane. NCBI's taxonomy places the organism in Eukaryota, Metazoa, Mollusca, Bivalvia, Ostreida, Ostreidae. Gene Ontology annotation, biological process: calcium ion transmembrane transport; manganese ion transport; intracellular calcium ion homeostasis.
AUCCGGUAAGGUGUCACAAACCAAAAAGUUGACAAACGAUUCAACGAGUUUAGAGUCUACCUCGGAAGGGAAUAACAAUGUUUAUGUCUUUAUAUAAAAAUGCAGAAUUAUUCUGUCGCUGAAAAGCAUUAGGGAAUAUUUUCCAUUUUCUCUAUUAGAAUGUUGAAGCAAGUAAAGGACAAUUCUGGUGACAUGAUGUCAGCCGUGCCGCCUGCACAAGCGGUCACGAUUCCCUACACGGAGGUGGAGGCGCGACUCCGAACCAAUGUUAACACAGGGCUCAGUACAACCGAGGCCAAUCAGCGUCGGGCAUUCUAUGGGGUGAAUGAUUUUCACAUCGACCAUGACGACCCCUUGUGGAAGAAGUAUAUAUGCCAGUUUAAAGAUCCAAUGAUAAUGCUGCUGUUGGCGUCGGCAUUUGUCAGCAUCCUAAUGAAACAGUUUGAUGAUGCAGUCAGUAUCACUGUGGCCAUCAUAAUUGUGGUCACAGUAGCAUUUGUGCAGGAAUAUAGAUCAGAAAAAUCUUUAGAAGCCUUAUCCAAACUUGUUCCACCAAUGUGCCAUUGUUUAAGGGACGGGAAGUUGGAGACAUUCCUUGCUCGCGACCUUGUUCCUGGAGACAUAGUGUUUUUGUCCGUGGGGGACAAAGUCCCUGCAGACAUCCGCCUGUUUGAGGCUAAAGAUUUAGCAGUGGAUGAGUCCAGUUUUACCGGGGAGCCCAUGCCAAAAGGUAAAAACAUCAACCCUCUCCCAGAAAAGGAGCAGAGGACAGGAGUCUCGGGAAUGACCUGUGUGGCCUUCAUGGGGACACUGGUUAGGUGUGGGCGAGGCAAAGGCAUCGUCAUAGAAACCGGAACAAACUCCCAGUUCGGAGAAUUAUUUACAAUGAUGCAGGAGGAAGAGGCCCCCAAAACUCCCCUACAAAAGAGCAUGGACACCCUGGGGAAGCAACUGUCCUUCUACUCCUUCUGUAUCAUCGGACUCAUCAUGUUACUGGGCUGGCUCCAGGGCAGAGGACUCUUGGACAUGUUUACUAUAGGGGUCAGUUUGGCUGUAGCGGCUAUUCCUGAGGGGCUCCCUAUAGUUGUGACAGUCACCCUGGCUCUGGGAGUGAUGAGAAUGGCCUCACAAAAAGCCAUUGUAAAGAAGUUACCCAUUGUAGAAACUCUUGGCUGUGCCACGGUUAUAUGUUCUGACAAAACGGGAACAUUGACAAAGAAUGAGAUGACAGUCACUCGAAUCCACUCAGCAGAUGGCCAGUACGCUGAGGUGUCAGGUGUGGGAUACAACGCUAAUGGAUCUGUCGUGUGUCAGCACGAACAAGUGACGGAAAACUCCCACCUCUCCAUAACAAAGGUGAUAGAGGUCGGAUGCAUAUGUAAUGAUGCUGACCUGUGUGAGGAUGGAUUACAUGGACAGCCCACUGAGGGGGCGCUGAUAGCUGUAGCACAGAAGAUGAAUUUACAUCAUGUCAGAGAGCUUUAUACACGGGUUGAAGAAAUGCCAUUCAACUCGGAAACCAAAUAUAUGGCUGUAAGGUGUAGACCAUCUUAUGGAGAGAGUACAGAGACCGCAUUCUUUGUGAAGGGGGCCCUGGAGAAGAUUCUGGCUAACUGCUCUCGCUACUACAGCCAAAGUGUAACUCUGCCAUUGACAGAGAAAACCAAGCAGGGGUUUCUCCACGAAGCCUCCAUGAUGGGAAGUGCGGGACUACGAGUUCUGGCCAUGGCCUACGGCCCAGAGAUGAACAACCUGGUAUACGUUGGUAUGGUGGGAAUCAUUGACCCCCCCAGAGAGGGGGUGAGGGAAGCCAUCAUGACCCUUAUGGAGGGGGGAGUUUCCAUCAAAAUGCUGACAGGGGACUCGGAGGAAACUGCUAAAGCCAUAGGUACUAGGCUUGGGCUGUACACUCAUGAAGGGAGGUCUUUAUCAGGGGAGCAGAUUGAACAGGCAGACAUUGAGCUUCUAAGGAAGAUUAUCAAUGAUGUCACAAUAUUCUACAGAACAACGCCAAAAAACAAACUUAAAAUUGUCAAAGCUCUACAAAGUAAUGGUCAUGUGGUGGGUAUGACAGGGGAUGGAGUGAACGAUGCAGUGGCACUCAAAUGUUCUGACAUUGGAAUCUCCAUGGGCAUCACAGGGACUGAUGUCAGCAAGGAGGCUGCAGACAUGAUUCUAGUGGAUGACAACUUUAGUGUCACCCUAUCAGCCAUAGAAGAGGGAAAAGGCAUAUUUUAUAACAUUAGAAAUUUUGUCCGGUUUCAACUCAGCACGAGUAUAGCUGCAUUAACAUUAAUUACCUUAUCUACUGUGAUGAAAUUACCAAACCCAUUAAAUGCCAUGCAGAUUUUAUGGAUCAACAUCAUUAUGGAUGGUCCACCUGCUCAAAGUCUGGGUGUCGAGCCAGUGGACCAUGAUGUCAUUAAAAAACCUCCCAGGAAGGUCAAGGACCCGAUCAUUACCCUUGACCUCAUCACAAAUGUCUUAAUCUCAGCCUGUAUAAUUGUGUCAGGAACAUUGUGGGUGUUCUGGAGAGAGAUGAGUGACAAUAAAAUCACACCCCGGGACACCACGAUGACCUUCACCUGUUUUGUAUUUUUUGACAUGUUUAAUGCUCUCAGCUGUCGUUCAGCAGAAAAAUCAAUAUUUCAAAUCGGUUUUUUUACCAACCGGAUGUUUUUACUAGCCGUCGGGGGUUCUCUGAUCGGGCAGCUACUUGUGAUAUACUUCCCUCCAUUACAAGCUGUAUUCCAAACAGAAUCCCUCUAUUUAACAGAUUUGAUAUUUUUGAUAUUUUUAACCUCAUCAGUUUUUAUAGUAGCAGAAAUUAGAAAGUUUGUGAGAAGAAUGAAAGAAAUGAGGAAGAAAGGACCAGAAAAACAAAAUUAUUUUGUAUAGAAAAAUGUCCCAAGGACAAAAAAUAACACAUAUCAACAUUAUUAUUGGAUGUGUAUAAUGGGGAGAAACAAAAUUUAGACCAGAUUUAUAGGCAUCAGUGGUUUAAAAUACCGUAGAAGCUCAUAAUUAUAUUCCUUGGCUUAAAAUUUUGUUCUUUUUAAAAAAAAUUUCGUUGGGAUUUAAUUUUCGUCAUAUCGUAAUCCCUUUAAUGUAUCGUAUGUAUCAACUCUGUAUUUAUGAAUACUUAGGUUAAAAAUUUGUCAUGAAUCAGAAUUUAAUUUUGUUGAUUAAUACUUCCAACAAAAUUAACAAAAUUAAAUCCUCAACCAAUAUUCUGCUUUAAUACAGUAUUUCUUAAUUUUGAUGAUAAAAUUAGUCCUUCUACUAUAAUGAUGAGGAUAAAUAUAUUGAUAAAAGAAAAUAUUUUUAACAUAAGGUGCAUAUAACCUGAUUGUAUCCUUAGUCAUGGACACUUGAGGAAAGGUUCAGUUUAUACCUGUGGGAAGAUUAAAUAUAUUUCAUCAUAUUUGUAUUUACCGGGGUAUUUACUCCUUCAAUAUGGGGUAGAAAUUGUUUUUUUGACACUGGUUUGAUAAGAGUACAUAUACUCUUCAAUAGAAACUAUUGUCUAUUUGUUAAAAAAUGCCUGGUAGUGUUUCUUUAUAUAUUAAUUAAGGGCCAAAAACAGGAUUUUCAUUUAUUUACCAAUAUUUGUUUAUUCACCAUUGAAGGGUUUACUAGUGGCAUGCAUAAUUUAAACAAUAUUAUAUUAAUUUUUUUUUUAAAUAUUUAGAAUGAGAAAUGUGUAUUAAUUUUACAAUGGUCUACAGUUGUCCCAAGGAAUGAAAAUGUACAAAAAACAUGCAGAUAGCAAAAAUUUGUAGAAAAGUCAAUGUACAGCGUUAGUACAAGAGAGGUGGAAUGUUUAUAUUAAUGAUUAAGCUAUUGACUGUGUUACUCUAUAUGUACAAAAUGUUUAUUAAAAUUCUACAUCAAGAACUGUUGAGUUGAAAAGAAUGUGAUGAGCUUUAUUUUGCCUCAGUAUUUCUCCAAUAAACAUUGUGAAUACAAGGCAUAAGUACCGAUACUUUCUUAAAUGUUGUGAAACUCAAGAAGACUGCGAUAAAAGUAAUGAAAGAUGUGUACUUGUAUGCUACAAUGAUGCUAUACAUGUUGCUUUGUGGGAUUCUCUGUAAACAUGGCAGUCACUAAAUGUUGAUACCCGUUGACUUGACUGUAUUUAUCUCACUUAGGUGUUUAGCUUAAUGAAUGAAUAGUGCAAUAAGUGCUAGUUUUAGGAUCUACAAAAUGGUGUAUGUUUUGUAUGUCAAAUUGGUAACUACCCGUAGAAGACCUUCAGUGUUAGAAGUAUUUUUACUAUGGAACAUGCAUUAGGUGUCAUUUUUUGGAAACUAAAAAUUAACAUACUGCUAUUUUCAGAGUACAUGACUUGUAUUUUUAUGAAAUGUACAUGCAAAUCGGUCUUGAUGCAAUUUUAAAGAACUUAUACCAUCAAGAGUUUUCUAUGCCUUUUUCCAAAAUAUAAAGCAGUGUUCCAAAGAGUUUUUGUGUGUUUAAUAGGGUUGUGUGAGAAUGACAUUCCAUCAUAAAUUCAUCAGAGCAAUUUAUCAAUUGAUUGUUUUGUGAAGGAAAUAAAACAAAAAA